Molecule: messenger RNA, 2569 nt
Organism: Melospiza melodia melodia
Lineage: Eukaryota; Metazoa; Chordata; Aves; Passeriformes; Passerellidae
Gene: MMACHC
Product: metabolism of cobalamin associated C
Exons: 4
Coding region: 11-742 (243 amino acids)
Biological process (GO): cobalamin metabolic process
Cellular component (GO): cytoplasm
Molecular function (GO): cyanocobalamin reductase (cyanide-eliminating) (NADP+) activity; FAD binding; demethylase activity
Source: RefSeq, a predicted model, not a curated record
CGCCGCCGCCAUGGAGCGGCGCGUGGCGGAGCAGCUCCGCAGCACGCUGGGCCCGCUCGGCCUCGAGGCGCACGCCUUAAAGGUUGGGUGGUACAAUGCUGUUCUCCAGCCAGCCUUCCACCUCCCCUACCCAGAUGACACGCUGGCCUUCGUGGUCCUCAGCACGCCGUCCAUGUUCGACAAGGCCCUUAAGCCUUUUGUGAGCAAAGAACGGUUAAAAAUAAUCAGGGAUCCUGUGGAUCAGUGUGUUUCCCAUCAUUUGUCAAGUCUGAAGGAGAAAUUCCCUGACCAGAGGGUGGAUAUCAUGUUUGAUUACGAGCUGCUGCCGAGCCGAAAGCCCAAGUUCCUGGCACAGACAGCUGCCCACGUUGCUGGAGCUGCAUAUUACUACCAAAGGAAGGAUGUGAAGCUCGAUCCUUGGGGGAAAAAGAAGAUCUUUGGCGUUUGUAUCCAUCCCAAGUACGGUGGCUGGUUUGCUAUCCGAGCUCUGCUGCUCUUCCCGGCCAUCCAGGUGCCGUUCCUGGAGCAGCCCCGCCCUGUGGACUGUGUGAGCUCCGAGGAGAAGAGGAUUGAGCUGCUCGAGCAGUUCAAUUUCCACUGGCAGGACGGCCGCUACAGGGACAUCAUUGAAGUGAAGGAGAGGUACUCGGAGGAGCAGAAAACCUACUUUGCCACUCCUCCAGCCGAGAGAUUGCGGCUGCUGGGGCUCUCGCAGGAAGCGCAGAGAAUCGCAUUUCACUGAGAAAGCGGCUCCGCGAGGGCAGAGGGCAGCAAAGGGCAACUCGUGAGCGCGGCAUUUCCCGCUGCCGAGGGGGAGGAGGAGGAAGGUUAUGCUGGUACAGACGUGGCAAAUCCGAGCAGCCUCAAUGCAAACAUUGCAAUCAAAGCUUCCCUGAGAGAGGAGCACUGCUCUGCCGUCUGUGCUGUGCUGCUGCUGAUCUGGGGUGGAGCCCAGUAAGCUGCCAUUAGCCUUUGGUUGGGAGUAGUUUAGACAUCCUGGCAAAUUUAAAUCCAUGCUACUUGGAGUAGUUUAGACACCCUGGCAACUCCAAAAUCCAUGCUGCUUAUUAGAAAAAUCACUUUUGUUCUCAAUAAUUUUCUUUCUGAAUGUUCAGUUUUUAUUCUUUGUAGGUGUAAAAAAAAAAUCAAUCAUUGAACUACUUAGUUAGAUUUUGUCUAAACUUGGGGCAGGUACUUUUUUAGAUGUUGCCAGCAUUUUAUUAACCCUCCUUAGGGAACACAUGUCCAGUCUUUACAGCCUUGCCUAGGUCACAUUUAAGCAUUUAUCCAUUCAUAGAGCUGACUGGAAUGAAUAUUUGGAAAGAUGCUGAGUAAUGUCCAUAUGAUUGGAGGUUUUAUUCACAUUAAGAUAACUGACUGAAAAAGACAAUUCUCGUGGCCUUUUCUAAGAUAGACCACAUUUGUGUUAAAAGUAUUUUUCAGUGCCAGCACACAGCACACCCCUCCCCACAGUUACUGCCACAGUUUCCUGGUGUGUUUUCUUUGUGGGAAAGAUUGUAAACCUGCACACAUGUAAAAGCCAUGGCACAAGGCCUUGUCACAUGCACAGGCAAACAAGCACAGAAGAAAGGGAAAUAUUAAUGACAUUUAUGUUACUUAUAUUGCUGGAUUAAACACGUUCAGACAGAAGCAACAUUUUUUCCAUGACUUUGUCCUGUUACAUUUGUUCAGAGGCUGCAAUGCACCUGGAAAUCAGGAAUUAAUUUCUCUUUGAGCAAUUUGAGGCUCAGACCUCGUUAAAGUAAUAUAAUACAUUAAAUUAAUAUUUUGUGGGAGUUGUUUUACUAGACUGCAGUGCAAUGCUGCAAAUGGACAGGCACUUUUUUCCUUUUGAGGGUACUAACAUGAUGAAGAAAUACUCACUUUGCAGAACUGAGCCCUUUCUUUUUACGUUGGGAUUCUUCAAAGCUUUGGAGACUCCACCAGGACGGUUGCCCUCACCAUUGUUCACUGCUUCAUACAGUUGCUCACAGUCAGUACACUAACUCAUUGUAAUCCAAAUUCAGGAUAACAAGUUUGCUGCCCUGUAAACAGAGUCGUGAGCGUGUGAUCACUGGGUUUGUUCACUACAUUUGCUGUUACAAAAAAGUCUUUGUUGCUUUCCAUGCUUUGUUCAUCUCUGACUAAGGCAGACACCUGACAUAGAAUGUGAUAGAGGUAUUGUGAUGUUUAAUUUAAGGUAAAGAAUGAAAUUUGUUUAAAAUCUGUUUUGUUACAGAAUUACUCCUGCUUCAAAUUUGUUUGAUGUUUCAGAACUUUGAAACUGAACUGUAAUUUACCAGGGGCUUGAGGUAAUGGCUCAUACUCAUAACAAAGACAAAAUACUGAUUCACUUAGAAGGAUAAAUAUAGAUUUGAAUCAAAUCUAUCUUUUUAUAUUACAAUUUAAAGUAAAUUAUUUUGAUCUUUUGGUAUUGAUUUCUUACAAAUAUUUAAUAUUUUGUCUUAAUUUAUUAAACAGAUUACCGUGGUCAAUGCAUUUCAAUUUCUGUAAUUUAUUUCUCUUCAAAUGGUAUUUUGGUUACUAAAUAUACAAAGUUGUAAGUAAA